This is a messenger RNA of Triticum turgidum subsp. durum (durum wheat), 1248 nucleotides long. The record is from the annotation of a GenBank genome assembly. Lineage: Eukaryota; Viridiplantae; Streptophyta; Magnoliopsida; Poales; Poaceae.
AUGCUCCGCCUCCGGUGCUCCAUCCUCACCCACCUCCUCUCUUUCCGGGCCACCUCUCCCGUAUCCCCUUUCCACCGCCUCCUCUCCGCCGCCGCGCCCGCCGUCUCCCCGAACCCUAGCUUCGCCGUGGAGGAGUACCUCGUCGCCACCUGCGGCCUCACCCGACCCCAGGCCCUCAAGGCCUCCGCCAAGCUCUCCCACCUCAAGUCCCCCUCCAAUCACGACGCCGUCCUCGCCUUCCUCGCCGGCCUCGGCCUCUCCGGCGCCGAUGUCGCCGCCCUCGUCGCCAAGGACCCGCUGUUCCUCUGUGCCAAAGUGGAGAAAACCCUAUCCCCCGUCGUCGUUGGGCUCACCGGCCUCGGCCUCUCGCGGUCUCAAAUCGCGCGCCUCGUCUCUCUCCCCGGAGUCACUUUCCGCUGUAAAUCCAUCAUCGCCGGGCUGGAGUACUGCUUGGCCCUCUUCGGCUCCUCUGACAACCUCCUUCGAGCCCUCAAGGGUGGCUCCGUUCUCUGCUCCGACCUCGACCGGGUGGUCAAGCCCAAUGUCGCCUUCCUGCGCGAGUGCGGGCUAGGUGCUUGUGAUAUUGCCAGGCUCUGCAUACCUACGCCAUCGCUGCUCAGCAUCAGCCCGGAACGCAUCCGGACAGCAGUGGCGUGCGUCGAAGGUCUUGGUGUACCCUGUGGAUCUCGGAUGUUCAAGCAUGCGCUACAAGCUGUUGCAUUCCUCAGCGAGGACAAAAUCACCACCAAAGUGGAGCACUUGAAGAAAACUUUCAGGUGGUCGGAUGCCGAGGUGGGCAUUGCUGUUUCUAAGGCUCCAAAGCUGCUGACGAUGUCCAUCGAAUCGCUGCAGCGCAGGUCCGAGUUCCUCAUCUCCGAGGUGGGGUUGGAAAUGACAUACAUUGUUUAUCGUCCAGCAAUGCUCAUGUACAGCUUGGAGGGCAGGCUCAGACCCCGAUACUACGUUGUAAAGUUUCUCAAGGAAAAUGGAUUGCUAAGUCGCAAUCGGGAUUAUUAUUCUGCAGUCAAGAUAACCGAGAAGGAAUUUGUGGAGAAGUUCAUAUGCCCUCACAAGGAAGUUGCACCAUACCUUGCUGAAGACUAUGAUGCCGCUUGCAGAGGGGAAGUGCCGACUAGUGCUUUCUUUCUUUCGGGAGAAGAUAUGCUGAAACUGGAUGUAGAUGAUGUUUUUUUCCUUCUUCCAGGAGACGAGACGAACCAUGGUGGCUAUGGCUUUGCUGUAAUAUGA